Molecule: messenger RNA, 843 nt
Organism: Aphanomyces invadans
Lineage: Eukaryota; Oomycota; Saprolegniomycetes; Saprolegniales; Verrucalvaceae
Exons: 2
Coding region: 1-843 (280 amino acids)
Molecular function (GO): nucleic acid binding
Source: RefSeq, a predicted model, not a curated record
AUGAUGAACUAUGUUCAUGUGGACGAGAAAUGGUUCUACGCCACGCAAGUUAAACGAUCAUACUAUCUUGCUCCUGGCGAGGAACCGCCACAUCGCACGUGCAAGUCCAAGCGCUUUAUCACCAAGGUGAUGUUCCUGUCUGCUGUUGCCCGCCCACGGUGGAUUGAAGAUACCAAUUCUUGGUUUGACGGAAUGAUCGGUACCUGGCACUUUACAGCUCAAGUUCCUGCGGCGAGGUCGAGCCGGAACCGUCCUGCUGGUGCAAUGCAGACUGUACCUGUCAGUGUCACCCGCCCGGUGUACAAGGCCAUGCUCUUGGAGAACGAUAGUUGGCCCAUCGAAGUCAAGUUCCAACCUCCCAACCCUCCAGAUUUCAACGUUUUGGACCUUGGAUUUUUCCGAGGGAUUCAAUCCUUGCAAGAGAAGUACACGUCGCGAUGCAUCGACGACAUUAUUGCCGCGACGGAGCGUGCUUGGGCUGAUGUGGACAUGCAAACAUUGACCAACAAUUUUCUGACCAUACAGACUUGCAUGCGCGAAGCCAUCUGUGCGCAAGGAAACAACAACUACAAGAUCCCCCACUCUGGCAAGGCAAAGUUGUUGACACGUGGAUUGUUGCCACAAGUUCUCCCUGUUGAUCGUGACAUCGUUGAAGCAGGACUCCAGCAGUUGGAUGAGACUGACGUCAGUGCGAAGUUCGAGGAACUGGCAGCAGAAGUGUCUGAAGCCCUGGAGAUGUGUGAUUUUAGCUCCCAGCUGGAAAAACUCAUUGUUAGCGACGAGCUUCAGGAGGAAUCUUGUGUUGAAUUGGCCCAGCUAUUGGACUUGAGCAAAUUGCUUUGA